Oncorhynchus kisutch (coho salmon) is the source of this 4919-nucleotide messenger RNA. RefSeq names its product solute carrier family 35 member F3b (gene slc35f3b). Lineage: Eukaryota; Metazoa; Chordata; Actinopteri; Salmoniformes; Salmonidae. The record is from RefSeq and is a predicted model, not a curated record. The coding region runs from base 170 to 1705 and encodes 511 amino acids. Gene Ontology annotation, cellular component: membrane. Gene Ontology annotation, biological process: transmembrane transport. Gene Ontology annotation, molecular function: transmembrane transporter activity. The transcript is spliced from 10 exons.
AUGGAGCUUGGAGAGCGCAAUUGCCCCUAUCUAUCUGUGCGUGUUCAAAUGAUGUAAUGCAACGGCAUAUGUGUGGGUGAGAAGGGAGAGGGAACAUGUUAUUUUUCUCCGUGGUUAAACUGGAUUUACAGUACCGGGCUCGCGCUGUCCCCAAUUGAGUGGCAUUAUCAUGUACGGCGAUGGAGAGGGCACUGUUUGGGACAGAGUCGGACGCCCCCGACGAGACUGCAUGUGCUACCUCGGACCUCCGACAACUUUGAUGCCCAUCGGGAUGCGGAAGUCUCCCGAUGUGAGUCCCAGACGGCUUUCGGACAUCAGCCCCCAACUGAGACAACUAAAGUAUCUGGUUGUGGACGAGUCUAUCAAAGAGGACACUUUAAAAUCGUCCCGUUCCUUUGAAGACAUUAACAGCGCGUCGAUAGAGGAGAGGAUCUUGAGGAUCACUGGAUACUACGGCUAUCAACCUUGGAAUGCUGUCUACACCAACAGAGAAGACCGUCCCAGAGAGAAUGUGGUGGGCAGCACAGCGGACGGCCAGGCGGCAAACGGCGGGGCGCCGGGGGCGGAGCCUGCUACAGGGAGGUGGAGACUUCGUUGCUGCAUCAAAGUCACGGCCGUACAGGUGCGGAAGGCGCUGUGGGGCGUUGCCAUGGUGAUGUGUGUGUGCUCAUCGUGGGCGGGGUCCACCCAGCUGGCCAAGCUCACCUUUAAGCAGUUUGACGCUCCAUUCACCCUCACCUGGUUCGCCACCACCUGGAACUGCCUGUUCUUCCCUCUCUACUACAUCGGACACCUGUGUAAGAGCCCUGAGAGACAGACCCCCAGACAGAGGUUCAGGGAGUGUUGUCGGUUCUUUGGGGACGAUGGGCUGACAGCCAAGGUGUUCUUCACUAAGGUGGCUCCGUUUGGAUUGCUGUGGAUCCUCACCAACUACCUGUACCUACAGGCCCUGAGGAAGAUCAACACUACAGACGUGUCAGCUCUGUUCUGCUGCAACAAGGCCUUCGUAUUCCUGCUCUCUUGGAUCGUACUGAGAGACCGCUUCAUGGGGGUCAGGAUCGUGGCGGCCAUCUUUGCCAUCGCUGGCAUCGUGAUGAUGACGUACGCUGACGGUUUCCACAGCCACUCUGUCAUGGGGAUCACCUUCGUUGUGGCCUCCGCUUCUAUGUCUGCACUCUACAAGGUGCUCUUUAAAAUGGUCCUGGGCAGUGCCAAGUUUGGGGAGGCAGCGCUCUUUCUGACGAUCGUCGGCGGGGCUAAUUUUGUGUUCAUCAGCUUUGUGCCAGUCAUCCUGUACUUCACCCAUGUGGAAUACUUUGGUUCUCUUGAGGACAUCCCCUGGUUAUACCUCUGUGGGGUAGCAGGCCUGCUCUUUGCUUUCAAUAUCCUGGUGAACUUUGGCAUUGCCAUCACGUACCCCACAUUAAUCUCUCUGGGCAUCGUCCUGAGUGUCCCUGUCAAUGCCAUGGUUGACCUGUACACAUGUGAGAUCCACUUCAACGCAGUGCGUCUGAUUGCCGUGUUGAUCAUCUGCCUGGGCUUCCUGAUGUUGCUGCUUCCAGAGGACUGGGACCAGUGCUUCAUCCAGCUCCAUGCUAAGCUGCAGAGUAAACGGGAGGAACCAGCCGAGGAGGAGGCAGGGCCCGGCUCCAGCCUCAACUGGAGCAGGAGAGCAAGGCCCUCCAUGUCUACCUUUACACACUGACCACUGUUUAAUGUGGAGGGACGGACGGACACACUGAAACAGACAGGCAGAGGCAAACACGCACACGAAUGGAUGAAUGGACAGAUGGACAGAUACAGACACACAUACAGUGUACAGACACACAUACCGAUACACACACACACACACACCUUGGACACUUGAUUGCCAUGAUGACCUGCAUGGUCGACCUCUGCCCUCCGCCCUCUCUCUUUCCCCUUCCCUCUCACUAGUUUCUGCCUGGAAACCUUUCUGUUGGUCUGUCAGUCCGUCUGGGUCUGUUCAAGACCUUUUCAUUUCACUGCAAAAAGCACUGAUAUCAAUGUUUGUUCAUUUCACAAUCAACAAACAAUUAUUUCCUACUUGACCUCCACCAUUUUAGAAGUCAUCAGAGUUGGUGCAUGGGCUCACGUCAUUUAGCAAUACCUCAAAGUCAUUCCAUUGGACUGAUACAUGUAUUUACAUCAUGCCUGGGAAGACUUGCAAACUUGCCUUUGCUUUUCAAAAGACAAGGAUAGAUUGACAGACUAAUAAUAGUUACAUGUUUUUGUCAGACUGAUGAUGGACUUUCUGGCUUUAACAUCGUGUUCCUAUCAACCUCCAAGAUCCAGAGAAGAAGAGAACCAGGAGAGACAGAGUUCUGGUGGGCAUGUCCCUGUUGUCCCUCAGGUGUCAACAUCAUGUUCCUAUCAACCUUCAAGGUCCAGAGAAGAAGAGAACCAGGAGAGACAGAGUUCUGGUGGGCAUGUCCCUGUUGUCCCUCUGGUGUCAACAUCAUGUUCCUAUCAACCUUUAAGGUCCAGAGAAGAAGAGAACCAGGAGAGACAGAGUUCUGGUGGGCAUGUCCCUGUUGUCCCUCAGGUGUCAACAUCAUGUUCCUAUCAACCUUCAAGGUCCAGAGAAGAAGAGAACCAGGAGAGACGGAGUUCUGGUGGGCAUGUCCCUGUUGUCCCUCAGGUGUCAACAUCAUGGCAAAGACCUGCCUUUAGUGCACUGUAGAUCUCCACAGCCCAAUUCCAAACAGACGCUAGCCCCUAACCCUAGCCCCUAAACCCUAGCCCCUACUACUUUGGCACUUCAUGUAGAUCUGAAAAGAUUAGAUAGGUAUAAUCAGUACGGUAAUGAGUCCAUAUUGUCCUCUAUUAGAUCGGUAUAAUCAGUAUGGUAACGAGUCCAUAUUGUCCUCUGUUAGAUAGGUAUAAUCAGUAUGGUAACGAGUCCAUAUUGUCCUCUAUUAGAUCGGUAUAAUCAGUAUGGUAAUGGGUCCAUAUUGUCCUCAGAAUUUCCACCGUAUUAGAUCUUCACAACUGCAUAGGGGGUAGGGGGCGAUUUGAGAUUUGACGUUAAUUCACAUUUUGGUUGCCCUCCACCUCAGGAGCCUGUAGAUGUUAGGGUGUGAAGGAAUCUGUCUGGGCGUUUCACUAUCAAUCUGAGCCAUGGAAUGUCUCGCUGUGCCUCUAGCAAAUGAGAAGAGCCAGAGCCAUCUACAGCCACACUGAUUGGCCACCUGCUGUGAUACACUUCCCCCUUAGAUCAGAUCCAGAGCUCCUGCUGGUUCCAGGCUGACACCCUCAGAUCCAGAGCUCCAGCUGGUUCCAGUCUGACAACUUCAGAUCCAGAGCUCCAGCUGGUUCCAGGCUGACAACUUCAGAUCCAGAGCUCCAGCUGGUUCCAGGCUGACACCCUCAGAUCCAGAGCUCCAGCUGGUUCCAGGCUGACACCCUCAGAUCCAGAGCUCCAGCUGGUUCCAGGCUGAAACCCUCAGAUCCAGAGCUCCAGCUGGUUCCAGGCUGAAACCCUCAGAUCCAGAGCUCCAGCUGGUUCCAGGCUGAAACCCUCAGAUCCAGAGCUCCAGCUGGUUCCAGGCUGAAACCCACUGCUCAGUCCCAUGGCUUCAGUCACGACACUCCAGACCAGCCAAACUUAACCAAGCAGCUACAUUUUCAUUAUUUCAACGUCAUUUCAACCUCCUUAGCUACCACUCAGCUUCUGCUUUGAUACCUGUCGGUAGAUUUCCCACCUUUAAAGUCACCUUAUCAUGAGGCAGACGUACUAUAGUGGUGUACUCUGUCAGUUAGCCAGUGUUGCAGCAACACUAGCCUAGGUUCCAGUCUGUUUAUGCCCUCUUACCAACUCCUUAUAGAAUUGUCAUGGCUUGGGAGUUGGAAAGAGCACAACCAGAUCUGUGAUCAGGCUAAUGACACACAGGGACAAAUCAAACUGCAAGUGAUGAUCUGUAAGUGUUGUCUCCUGUGCAAACCUUAUCCCAAGAUGCACAGCCAGGGGUGGGUAGAAAUUAUUACUCUGUCUGUGGCAUUUUGGUGGAGGAGCCAUUAAGGAAGUCCCAUUGAAGUCAUAGUGAGAUCGGCUACGACAUGUUCUGGCUGUGGUAGGAUCGAGCUCUGUCUUCAAGAUACUGUUUUUAUUUAUUCCAUCGAUUAUGAUUCUAAGGCAAGUUAACCACUGUGAGGACUCUUCAGGGUUACUGAUGAGGUAACGAACCGGGCAAAACACAGACCACAAUGUAGGCGCGGCUUCAAACAGGAAGUGGGCAGAACCUCUGUCUUGUUGUGAAUGUAUACAUGACCACUGCUCAACACUCACCAUGUGCUAUCUAUCUUUUCUAUUUCUUCGGAGGGAGGCACCAUUGGACUGGAUAUGCCACAGCCUCACACUACAACCAUUCUUAUUGCACUCAUCCUUCUUGAAUGAACUCUGAGAUGCAUCUUAUUGAAUGGACAUGUUUUUCUAUUUCUGCAUUUAGUUUGACCACUGAUGUGAAGGGACAGCGAGUGACUGACAUCUACAGAACAAGCAUGCAGAGAUGACCAGAUAUAACUGAGCAGUCCAUUCACUUCACUGCCUAUUCUUUUUGUUCUGCAAUAGAGUACAGGGUUGGGCUCAGUUCCAUUUCAAUUCAGUCAAUUCUGGAAAUAAACUGAAAUUCCAAUUCCCCUCAUUGAAAAGCAUUGAGGAACAUUUGAAUUGAAGUUUGGAAUUUCAGUCCUAAAUGGUCUGAAUUGUAAUGGUACUGAGACCAACCCUGAAUAGAAGUACUACAUCAGCACUGUAAUCUCUCAUUGUCAUUCUUCGUAAUGACAAUAUAAUCAUGAUAUUGUAUUCCUCUGGAAUUAUUGCUAGACAUAACUGUAAACCUUUGUAAGGAAUGAAGCUGACUUUUACACUGAAAUAAUAAAUGCAACAUAUGAUUAUCACA